Molecule: messenger RNA, 2656 nt
Organism: Gorilla gorilla gorilla (western lowland gorilla)
Lineage: Eukaryota; Metazoa; Chordata; Mammalia; Primates; Hominidae
Gene: TSEN54
Product: tRNA splicing endonuclease subunit 54
Exons: 10
Coding region: 1056-2333 (425 amino acids)
Biological process (GO): tRNA-type intron splice site recognition and cleavage
Cellular component (GO): tRNA-intron endonuclease complex
Source: RefSeq, a predicted model, not a curated record
AUGCGCCCAGGUGAAACGGAGGGGCGGGGGGCGCGGGGGCAGAGGUGACCUGGGGCUCUGGACUUAGACCCAAGGGCUAGACACCGCGGGUCUGACUGGUGGGAGAGAAGACGUAAUGUGAAGGGGGUUGGCAACCAAGACGCGGGACCCCACUUGCAGUACCCCCCGCCUGCGGCCGGCGUCGCCCACCCGCAGCCGCCGGCCGGGCAAUGGCACCACCUAGCGGACGGCACCAGAGCGGCCCGCGGGGGCGGUGCGGGGACCCCCGCCUCGAGGAGGCGCUCGUGCCGGGCGGAGGUGGCGCUUCAGCACCGUCGUGGGCCGGACAGCGCCUCCCGCCCCCGGCCCUCGAAACCUGGCUUUGGAGCCCAGCCGUAGGGACCGGACGGAAGACACCGAAGGAACGGCGAACCUCCCCGGACCGCUCCUGACAGUUCCCGGGUGGCCUUCGGCCUGCAAAGUCGGAAUUUGCACACCCUCCGCUCGUCCUUCCCUGAGCCCUUCUGCCCUCCUUGCCCAGCCCGGGCGGUGGGGACUAAGCAGCGCGGGGCUGCAGAGGGGCGGUCACAAGUGUGACCAUUCGCACUGCACUCCAGCCGCCGGCUCCUCAGGCUUUACUGGAGAGAAGCCCCGUGGAGGGCUAGGGGCAAAAGAGAGGCCUUCUGCAUCUCCAGCAACCUGCGGGCUGAGCUCCCAGACCCGGCGUCGGGCGCCCGGGAGCUCUUCGCCGCCCGCUCGCGGUCGCAGAAGCUGCCCCAGCGCUCGCAUGGCCCCAAGGACUUUCUGCCCGACGGCUCGGCAGCUCAGGCCGAGCGGCUGCGCCGGUGCCGGGAAGAGCUCUGGCAGCUGCUGGCAGAGCAGCGCGUGGAGCGCCUGUGAGAGGGGCGGGCCCAGGGGUAAGGGAAGCGGGGGCGAGGCGGGCCGCGGGGCCUCCGGAAUGGACUGACGCAGACCCUUCCCCACUCCUCGCCAGGGGCAGCUUGGUGGCUGCCGAGUGGAGGCCAGAAGAGGGCUUCGUGGAGUUGAAGUCUCCCGCGGGCAAAUUCUGGCAGACCAUGGGCUUCUCAGAGCAGGGCCGGCAGCGGCUUCACCCGGAAGAGGCCUUGUAUCUUCUGGAGUGUGGCUCCAUCCACCUCUUCCACCAAGACCUGCCACUGUCUAUCCAGGAAGCUUACCAGCUGCUGCUGACCGACCACACUGUGACCUUCCUGCAGUACCAGGUCUUCAGCCACCUGAAGAGGUUGGGUUAUGUGGUUCGACGAUUCCAACCAAGCUCUGUCCUGUCCCCGUAUGAGAGGCAGCUUAACCUGGAUGCCAGCGUGCAGCACUUGGAGGAUGGAGAUGGCAAGAGAAAGAGGAGCAGCUCCAGCCCUCGGUCCAUUAAUAAGAAGGCCAAGGCCCUGGACAACUCCCUGCAACCCAAGAGUCUGGCAGCCUCCAGCCCACCUCCCUGCAGCCAGCCCAGCCAAUGCCCAGAGGAGAAACCCCAGGAGUCAAGCCCCAUGAAGGGCCCAGGGGGCCCCUUUCAGCUUCUGGGGUCCCUGGGCCCCAGCCCUGGCCCGGCCAGGGAGGGGGUGGGGUGCAGCUGGGAGAGUGGCAGAGCCGAGAACGGAGUCACGGGGGCCGGUAAGCGGCGCUGGAACUUCGAGCAGAUCUCCUUCCCCAACAUGGCUUCAGACAGCCGCCACACCCUCCUGCGCGCCCCAGCCCCAGAGCUGCUCCCGGCCAACGUGGCUGGGCGGGAGACAGACGCUGAGUCCUGGUGUCAGAAGCUGAACCAGCGCAAGGAGAAGCUCUCCAGGCGGGAACGGGAGCACCACGCGGAGGCCGCGCGGUUCCAGGAAGACGUCAACGCCGAUCCCGAGGUGCAGCGCUGCUCCAGCUGGCGGGAGUACAAGGAGCUGCUGCAGCGGCGGCACGUGCAGAGGAGCCAGCGCCGGGCCCCUCACCUGUGGGGCCAGCCCGUCACCCCCCUGCUGAGUCCUGGCCAGGCCAGCUCCCCAGCCGUGGUCCUUCAGCAUAUCUCUGUGCUGCAGACAACACACCUUCCUGAUGGAGGUGCCCGGCUGUUGGAGAAGUCUGGGGGCUUGGAAAUCAUCUUUGAUGUUUACCAGGCCGACGCUGUGGCCACAUUCCGAAAGAAUAACCCUGGCAAACCCUAUGCCCGGAUGUGCAUUAGUGGAUUUGAUGAGCCUGUCCCAGACCUCUGCAGCCUCAAGCGGUUGUCUUACCAGAGUGGGGAUGUCCCUCUGAUCUUUGCCCUGGUGGAUCAUGGUGACAUCUCCUUCUACAGCUUCAGGGACUUCACGUUGCCCCAGGAUGUGGGGCACUGACCUCACAGCUCUGCAGAGGAUGGAGCUUGCUCCGGGGGACCGGGACUGUCUGUUCUCAGGGACCAUCUCGGCUGCCUCCCGUACCCAGACUCUAACCUGUAGCUUCAGAGGCCAGUCUGGGCCUUGGCCCUGGGUGUCUGAUACUCACAGAGUGAAACUGUGACCUUCUCCCUUCCCUGCUGCCUUGCAGUGACCCCUCUGGAACUCAGGACUCGAUUUUAAGGACCCAGGAGGUGGGGCAGAAGAGAGGACUGUGUGCCUUUAACGAGAGGGUGCCUGCUUCGUGCUAUAAAGCCAAAGCCAUUAAAAAUAGAUUUCUUUUC